Torulaspora globosa is the source of this 1536-nucleotide messenger RNA. RefSeq names its product glucose-induced degradation complex subunit FYV10 (gene FYV10). Gene Ontology annotation, cellular component: cytoplasm; GID complex; nucleus. Gene Ontology annotation, molecular function: ubiquitin protein ligase activity. The record is from RefSeq and is a predicted model, not a curated record. The transcript has a single exon. Lineage: Eukaryota; Fungi; Ascomycota; Saccharomycetes; Saccharomycetales; Saccharomycetaceae. Gene Ontology annotation, biological process: proteasome-mediated ubiquitin-dependent protein catabolic process. Bases 1 to 1536 code for a protein of 511 amino acids.
AUGACUUCGUUGAUUAACGAACCCAGUACUGAUUUCCAUCUGAAGUUGAACGAGCAAUUGUUCCACAUACCUUAUGAACUCCUUCGUAGGAACGUCAGACAAGUGCAUAAACUGAUAGAGAAGGAGUCGCUCGUUCUGCAGGGUUUAUUCAAGGAACUGGAUGGAUUACUGAAGUCGGACGAUCUGGAACAGGAUAAGAUCGCCCUGGUGAAGUUGAAUGAGAUCAUUAGGAAAGUGGAAAUAUUUGAGAAGAAGAUCAACAGAAGGUCCGAUGAAGAGUUGAAGUUGUUGGAAAGGAUUCACGUCAGGCUGAAGUUCUUUGAAGAACUGGAAGAGUCCAAGGCGUCUGGUAAUGUUUCUCGUCUCACCGAAUGGUAUCAGAAGUACACAAACGUUCUGAUCGGGGAUUAUCUGAUCCGGAACGAUCAGGUGCGGUCGAGUGCUGAGCAAGAGAACAGCGGCGGCGACGAUGGGUCGAUAGAUGACAAGCUUUGGAACCCGGGAGUGAUUUUUUUGAAGCAGCAGCAGCUAGAUCGCUUGCUGGACUACGAUAUCCUGCUAGCGGCUAACAGAAUCUCCAAGUCACUGACACAAGACCACGAUAUGCAGCCGCUGCUGCAUUGGAUAGGGGAAAACAGAACUUUUCUGAAGAAGAAUUGCUCUUUUCUAGAAUUCGAAGCGAGGUUACAGGAAUAUGUGGAACUUUUGAAACAACGCGACUACCAAGGCGCCAUUGGUUGUUUCCAAAAAUUCCUGCUACAGUUUGCUGAGAGCAACUAUGCGGAUCUGAAGCUGGCUUCAGGUCUGUUGGUUUUUAUCAAUAGUUGUCAGCCGCAGCAACCCGUUCGGCCAAUCGAUGAGUUGAUUGAUCCUCAAAUAAUUACGACAAACGAGGAGGACAGCUCAGCGGCAUUCCGGUCAACUUCCCAAUCGUCCCGCGAUGAGGUGUAUGAGUACUUUUUCCGCAGGAAAAUUCCAAAUAAUGAAAGAAGGGUCCCCGUGCCCUCUGUCAGCAAGCUCAUCUUCAAACAGCGUAACGGGAAUAGAGAUCUUGCUCGCUAUACGGAUCUGCUGGACUCUAGGAGGUGGUAUACCCUGAACGAGCUUUUUACGAAGGAGUACUACUUAAUGUACGGUAUCUCACAUAGCGAGCCGCUCUUGAUGUAUCUUUCUCUGGGGAUAUCGACUUUGAAAACCAGGGAAUGUCUGCACGAGAGAGAGGUCCCAACCUCAGAUAAACCGGAGCUUGAUAACUAUCUUGCAAAAGAUGUUCUAGCGACAACCUGUCCCGUGUGCACCGAUGAAUUCGCUUCAAUUGCAAAGGAUCUGCCCUAUGCUCAUCAUACUCAAUCAAAGCUUUUUGAAAAUCCAGUGAUGUUGCCAAAUGGUAACAUCUAUGAUGCGAAAAAACUGAAAUCAUUAGCCUCUGCUCUGAACAAUGCCAAGCUGGCCAAUUUGAAAGAUUUUGAGGUUAUGGAUCCGAUAGAUAAGAAAAUAUACUCGGAGAAAGAAUUCAUCACUAUGUAUCCAACAUGA